This is a messenger RNA of Caretta caretta (loggerhead turtle), 3364 nucleotides long. The record is from RefSeq and is a predicted model, not a curated record. Lineage: Eukaryota; Metazoa; Chordata; Testudines; Cheloniidae.
GGACUAGAUGACCUCCUGAGGUCCCUUCCAACCCUGAUAUUCUAUGAUUCUAUGACUGCGCUUCUCAUCGGCACUCCAGCUUAUCCCUCUUGGUAUUGCUGAGGUCCAGUGAUGUGUUCUGUGUAGAUGUCCCUGACCACCUGAUGGCGUCCAACGCCAUGAGUUGUUGCAUCAGCUGAGCAUAGUGUUGACCAACUUCACAUUCUCUCAGCAUUCCCUCAUUACUGGGGUCCCAUGUGCCCAGGGCUCCGACGAUCAGUGCGUGAGUUUGAACCUUGUAGCCCCUAGUUCUCAGGGUGUCUAUUACAUUGACCUAACACCCAGUAUAGAUGUGGCUUGGCUGACGAAAGGAGUCUUCCAUGGACCUUGCUACUGCUUCUUGGAGAGGUGGAUUAACUAUAUCGAUGAAAAAGCUCUUUCCGUUGAAGUAGGAAGUGUCUACACUAUGGCAGUACAGUGGCACUGCUGUAGCAGCUGUAGGGUUAUCAACCCUCCUGGCUUGGCCGGGAGUCUCCCAGAACCAGUCUCGAUCUUCCGGAGGCUACUGAAGCCAAUCCAGGAGAUUUUAGGCCACUAAAAGUCUGGCGAUGCGGUGGGACUAAAGUAGGCUCCCUACUUGCCUUGGCUCCGUGCUGUCCCUGGAAGUGGCAACAUGGCCCGCAGCAGCUCCUAAGAGGAGGCAUGGCAAGAGGGGGGUGUCUCUGCGCACUGCCCCCGCCCGGAGCACCAACUCCUCAGCUCCCAUUGGCCAGGAACAGGGAACCGCAGCCAAUGGGAGCUGCAGGGGCAGGGCCACCUGAGAGUAUAUAAUGAAGGAAACAAAGGUAUCCCCAAAGACCCGUUUCCCUUUGAGGCUGAUAUCCAAGUAUGUUUGGUUGAUGCGGGUUGCGGAAGUCCCUUAGAAUGUUUUUGGAAUGGAAACAGUAUGAUAUUCAUUAUGCAGAAAGUGGGAUAUGUUGAAUUCACUGACCAAAUGGAAGAAUCACAAAUAGAUGAUGCCACUUAUAUUUCAGAGUUUGCACCACAGAAGGAUUCUGGACCAGUUGCUCUGUCUGUUACAAGAGCAAAGCAACUGAUUUCACUCUAUACAAUGGCACAAAAUCCAAACAUGACCCAUCUGAAGAUAAGCAAACCAGUUGUGCUUCCUCCCCUGUGGGUAAGAUGUGACAGCUCUGACCCUGAGCAUACCUGUUGGCUAGGAGCUGAGCCUCUCAAAAAUGGGAAAAAAAUCACAGGGAUCAGUUUUCAUACGGUUACAUGUAAUGGUCCUACAGCUGAUAUAACCUGUUUUGCAAGUCUAGAAGACCUCAAAAAGGCACACAAAAUCAGACAUCGCUCAUCUAUUGUGGCAACCAAAGGCUUUGCUCAAUAUGAGCUCGUUCGAUCCACUACAUUGGAGGAUACAGGGAUUGAAUCAGAGAGUAAUAUAUAUAUUGAUAUUACAUGGAGUAUUGUGGAUAAGAUUUUACAGACACCUCCACUCACUGCAGCAGCAACAUUGAACAUUAGACUGGAAUCUGGGGACCCCAGGAGUCCUGUGUUCCAGUUACAUAGAGAACUGCAGUUUCUGAUUGUUCUGGCUGAAGGCUUGAAGACUGGUGUGACUGAAUGGCCUGAGCCUUUGGUAGCUGAAUCAGCGGUUGAGCUCGUCCAGGAACUUCUGAAUGAUUUAAAGAAUAAACUGGAUGGAUUUAAUACAUCGGUACAUAAAAAUGAUGCAGAGAAAGUCCAGUGUGACUCUGCUGCAGUGGACAGUUCAAUAAAAUCACUUUUUAAUGAGCGAGGAGACCUGGAUUUUGCUGAACAAUUGUGGUGCAAAAUGAGAAAGAGUGUCACUUCCUAUCAAGACUUGGUAGAGUGUUUCACACUGAUUAUAAAAUCCCUAGAACAUGGUGAGAUACAGCCUUGGAUUCAUCAAGGGAGUAGCAGUUUACUAAGCAAGUUGAUUCAACAAUCUUAUCAUGGAGCUAUGGAGGCUAUUUCCCUCAGUGGUGUCACUCCAAUUCAAAUGCUUCUGGAGAUUGGUCUGGACAAAAUGAAGAAAGAUUAUGUCAGUUGUUUUAUAGGCCAAGAACUUGCAACAUUAACCUAUCUGGACUACUUCAUUUCCACAUCAGUAGAGCUACAGGAGCAGGUUCAUCGCAUUCAAAAACUUCAUCAUAUGCUGGAAAUAUUGGUCAGCUGCACAGUCUUUCUUCACUUUAAACAUGAGAACCUCUUCCCUUUGAUGCAGUCCUGCAUAAAAUAUUACAAAGAAAAUCCUCUGAAUGAGAAGCAUGUGUUUCAGCUACCAAUCAGACCAGCUGUUGUCAAUAAGUUCUAUCAAAAUGAUCACGCACAAAUAUGGAGGGUGGAAAUAAAUAGUGUACCUGGUCAGAAGGAGGUUAAAACAGUAUGGCAGCUUAGCACUAGUCCUCCUGUUGAACAUAUGACUUCGAACAACCCAGGAGUACUUUGUGAUACAACAGUUAAUGGAAACACUGAAGAAAGUAUGUAUUUUAUUACCAUGGCUAACUGCAGUCAGGUGCAUUUUACAUAAAAGAAUGCUGGUGUACAGAUAGAUGCUUAGAAGUGUUACGUAAAGGCGGCAUCUGUGGAAACCUUUAAAACAGUGUAAGAAUAAGAAUGACAUUUUAUUGCUUAUGCAAAAUGAAGAUGUUAUGUAAACUUGUAGUUUUAGUUGCGCUUCCGAAGGAGGAACAUUAAUAGAAUAGCACUGAUAAGUAUGCAGAGUGUGAACACCGUUGGCACAACAAUCUCAGUCACCAUUUCCAUGUGAGUAGUCAAGGGAUCUGAAAUUUGAGAAAAGAAACAAUAAUAGAUAAGAUCUGUUCUAAUGGGAUAAUUUUAGUUAUUUCUUCAUUCUAUUUUUUAAGCAGAGAUGAACAGCUUUGAAUCUUUUUGAACAUAAUUUGUUUAAAGCUAAAAUAAUUUUUUUUACAUAUUGGCAUCUGCAUUAAACUGGCGUCAUUAGAAACAACAGAAAGAAAGAAAUUGUAAAAGCUAGAAUAAACAUUAACAUGUUUUAUAUAUUUUGAAAAUCUGCAGCAAGUUUGUUAGGUUCUCUUCAUCUAUAUCUUUUGUGGUAAAUUCUGAAACAUGUCAGUGCUCAGAGGGUUACAAAAAAUUGUGCUUACCAUGAAUUAGUCUCAGUAUAUUAGCAGCAGUAUUCCGCUGUUCCUCUAAUUUUCAAGGAAAAGGGGAAAAAAGAAAAUAGUCAAAGAAAAAAAUCCUUGGAAAGCACUCUAACCCUUUGAGGACUGCAUUUUAUCUCUGCGGAAUUAAAAUUAAAUUGCUUCUUUAAACUUUUAUUUGGUGAUUGUAGUACAAAUUAUUUUGAUGCACAUAUAUAUAUGUGCAUCAA